AUGGAUGAAAAUCAGCCAUUUAAAUAUAUAGAAAAAAUUGUCCUUGAGAUUCUCAAUCGUCCUCGUUUCUGGUUUCAUCAAUGGCGUGUUCGUCGUCGGAUAGAGAAAUUUCAUAUUGAAAAAUUUAAUGCCAAAGAAGCAGCUUAUGCUUUUCUUAAACAAUAUGAUGGAAAAGCUUUUGUUAAAGCACAAAAAUUUACUGUUCGAUAUAAUAAUCAAGAAUUACGUCUUUGUGUGCGUGAUAUUGUUUAUGGAAAAAUCGCUGAAAAUUCGAAAAGAAUUUCUAAUUCAAUGGUUGAAUUUGUCUAUCGAAGAAUUUUAUUUAGUGAAAUUAAAUGGCCAGCAGUAACAAUAAAUCGAAUAUGUCGAGUACGAUGGGCUAAUGAUAAUAAUGAAAUAGUGAAUUUACCAGAUAAUCAUAAUUUAUCAUUUAAUGAAGAUAAUGAACGAAUUGUCCCAUGCAUAUUAUGCAAUAAUUCCAAUGAUGAUCAGUCAUUAUCAAUAGAUUCUGCUUAUAUGAAUGAUAUGAAUCUUUUAUGUGAGAAUUGUCGUGCUCGUCUAUCCGUUUCCAAUCUAGAAAAAUUGAGUAAUGAUUAUAAUUAA
Messenger RNA from Adineta steineri, 603 nucleotides. The record is from the annotation of a GenBank genome assembly. NCBI's taxonomy places the organism in Eukaryota, Metazoa, Rotifera, Eurotatoria, Adinetida, Adinetidae.